Messenger RNA from Eutrema salsugineum, 1299 nucleotides. RefSeq names its product protein POLLENLESS 3. Lineage: Eukaryota; Viridiplantae; Streptophyta; Magnoliopsida; Brassicales; Brassicaceae. Gene Ontology annotation, molecular function: protein binding. The transcript is spliced from 5 exons. The record is from RefSeq and is a predicted model, not a curated record. Bases 1 to 1299 code for a protein of 432 amino acids.
AUGUGUCCCUGCGAAGAUCGUCGACCUCCGCCAGGGGCUUUCUGGACUCCGCCGCCGACGUCGAACACGAGAACAAGAGAUCAUGCGGCGGCGAUGCCGAUGUCGGAGAGGAGGAGACCAUCGUCGUCGGAGAAACGUGAUCCCUUUCACAUUGUACACAAGGUUCCUUCUGGUGAUUCUCCUUACGUCAGAGCCAAACAUGCGCAGUUGGUAUCUAAAGAUCCGAAUCGAGCUAUAUCUUUGUUUUGGGCUGCGAUAAACGCCGGAGAUCGAGUUGAUAGUGCAUUGAAGGACAUGGCAGUUGUGAUGAAACAGUUAAACCGAUCUGAUGAAGGAAUCGAAGCCAUCAAAUCCUUUCGGUAUCUCUGUCCUUUCGAGGCUCAAGACUCCAUUGAUAACUUACUCCUCGAACUCUACAAAAAGUCAGGGAGGAUCGAAGAAGAAGCUGAAUUACUUGAGCACAAGCUGAAAACACUCGAACAAGGAAUUGGGUUUGGUGGUAGGUUCAUUAGAGCUAAAAAGGUUCAAGGAAAACAUGUCACGAUGACUAUCGAGCAAGAGAAAGCAAGGGUACUAGGGAACUUGGGCUGGGUUCAUUUACAGUUACAUAACUAUGGAAUUGCAGAGCAGCAUUACAGGAGAGCUUUGUGUUUGGAAUCAGACAAAAACAAAAUGUGCAACCUCGCCAUCUGCUUGAUGCGUAUGGGUCGGAUUCCAGAAGCUAAAUCUCUGAUUAGUGAUGUAAGAGAUUCUUCUGCAGAUAUUGAAUGUGGGGAUGAACCAUUCUCGAAGUCUUAUGACCGAGCCGUUGAGAUGUUAGCAGAAAUAGAGUCGAAAAAUCCAGAAGAUGAUGGUCUCUCGGAUAAGUUCUAUGCGGGAUGUUCAUUUGCAAGAGGAAUGAAGGAAAACAAAGCUCCUGGAAUCGCAAACAGGAACUACUCACAUGUGUCUUCUUCUCCAGCAUCUGUUGGGCCAAACUCUGCAGGACUAUUUACACAACCACGGGGAUGCAAAUGGGAUCAGAGAAAAUGGAAUUAUGAGGAAGAGACGAGAGGUGCAGCUCGAAAGCUUUUGUUUGAGAAACCUUUUGGUUCUGAACGUGUUCGAAUUUUGAAGAGAGGAGAAGAAGAACCCAUGAAGGGAAAGAAGCUGGACCACAACAUGAUUCAUGAUCUCCAUGAAUACAUCAAAGAUAAUGCAGAUUGUAUGAAGAGUGGAUCUAAGAAAAGCUGGGCAGAUAUCGCUGAGGAAGAAGAAGAAGAGAGAUUGCAGGCAGAGCUUGAAACUGCAGCGACUUAG